AUGGGAAGCCAAGCAGUGCAGAGUCUAUUCAGUGUCCAUGCAGGACAGGACAAGCUGGCGUUCACGUGCAUAAUUGUAGAUGAGGCCACUCAAGCUAUAGAGCUGGACACGUUGAUCCCCCUGCAGUACGGCAGCACCAAGCUUGUCCUUGUUGGCGACCCAGAGCAGCUACCUCCAACCGUUCUAUCACAGACUGCCCUGGAUAUGAAAUUCGACAUGUCCCUGUUCGAGAGACUGGAUGGUCAUUUCAAGGACAAGGACAGCAACCCGGUGAUUCUACUGGACGUUCAGUACAGGAUGGAUCCUGAGAUAGCCUCCUUCCCCAACCAUUACAUAUACACUGGGAGGAUCAAGAAUGACAAGUGUGUGAUGGACCGUCCACUUUUCCCACUGGUUCCCUUUCUGCUCUACAACAUUGUCGAUGGGAAAGAACUCUUCUCCCAUGACUCAAGAUCUAUGUCCAAUCAGAUGGAGGCAGAGUUUGUAGCGGAGCUGUGUCGGCGUAUAGUGCACAGCAAAUGCGAGGUCACAGAGAAGAUGAUUGGUAUCAUAGCCCCCUACUCAAAGCAACGAGACGAGAUAAGUGACAAGCUUAAACACAGGCGGCUGGAAAGUAUAGAGGUUUGCACAGUGGACGGGUUCCAAGGUAGAGAGAAGCCUGUCAUCAUCAUGUCAUGUGUCAGAGCCAACCUUGGAAAGAAUGUUGGGUUUGUUGGCUGUCGGAAGCGUAUGAAUGUGGCAUUGACUAGGGCUAAAUAUGCCAUGUAUAUUGUGGGACAUUUCGAAUCACUAGAGGGCAACGAUGAAUGGAAUGCCAUGGUCACUGACGCCAGAAAUAGAAACAAGAUUGUCACAGUUGAAAAGUCAUCGUUGGCAACGGCCUUUAAAUCGUGCUUUAAACUGGCUUCUUGAAGCAACAGAAGAUAACAGUUUGGGAACAUAGUUAAGGGAAAAGAGAGGGAAACAGUUAUGUAGACCGUACAUAUAAUUGUUCGCCAUAGCUCAUGGCCUGUAUUUCAGAAAAAAAAGCAAUCUUGGUUAUUAUGAUUUAUCAUGCAGCUUGAUAAUUGAAUAUCCGAAAACCAAACUGAAAGUGACACACAACGUGGGUUGUUACUUAACUUAUAGGCAGCAUAAACACAUUACAUGUGUUAAAUAAUAUUGAAGCGGAGUGCUUGACUGAAUGAGACGAUUCUGUGAAAUCCACAAUUCCUCAUAGAACCAAGCCCUGUUGGUUGUAAAGAUUAUUCCGAUACAUUUGUGUAAGACGGUGAAUAAUAUUAUAUGUGGUUUGUUGCUGAGACAAUUGUCAUUUUAAAUAUAAUGAGAGCAAUUGAGAAAAUUGUGUAGGGUUUGUUGUAAUUGGUUGAGUUUAAGUUAGAUUUAACACUCAAUAACUAGUACUUGACUAUGUAGAACAUGUAAAAUAUUGAGUUUCCCCUUACGUUAUAAACAAUAAAAGCGUAUGGUAUGAAAUUACUGAGGGUGUAUAUCCCAAAUACCAUCAGUUACUAACAGUGAAACUUAUACUGCUCCCCUAUUUUGAAGUUCUUAGGUAUGGUUAAUCGAAUUUACUGGAAGUUUAGAAAUUCUUGUAUCACAACCACGUCAUUCUGUGAUAACUGUUAAUUUUGGUUGUUCUUUGUUGUUUUUUUCGAGGGGGGGGGGGGUCUUGCUGAGAUAUGAUCGGGUAGUCAUAUUACUGUUGGAAUUACUACACAUCGUUUAUAACAUGAAACUGUGUUCAGGUUGAGUAAGUACUUGUUUGUUGUGGCACAUCUUUAUGUAAGAUUUAAAAUCAUUUAGAGACGACAAGAUGCUAACAUGUACCGCUAUAGUGAGUAGUUUGGUAACAUAUGUAAAUAAAGCAUCAUUUUAUGUAAUGUCUGUGUAUGAUAAUUUUAUUGUUUUUUUCUGAAGCAUCUAGCCAUGGAUAUUUUCAUUGUUUAUUGUGUGAUUGCCAUAGUGUUAUUGAUUGUUACAUGUUGACUAGAAUAGUGAUCUAAUUCCUCUAUCCAGAAGAGGAUAAUGUACAUUAAACAAAAAUUUAAAUAAUAAGAAUAUGAUUUGUAUACGCCCGUUUUUUUUAACGGGACAUAUUAUAGUUUCACCAUUGGCGGGCGGGCGGCGGGUGGCGUCCCCAGCAGUGUCCGCUCGCUAAUUCAAAUAGUUUUCAUCCGAUCUUCACCAAACUUUGUCAGAAGUUGUGUCUAGACAAUAUCUAGGUCAAGUUUGAAUAUGGGUCAUGCCGGUUCAAAAACUAGGUCACGGGGUCACUUAGUGCAUUUCAAGGAUUAAGCAUGGUGUCCGCUCUCUAAUUUAAGUAGUUUUCACCCGAUCUUCGCCAAAUUUGGUCAGAAGUUGUGUUUAGAUGAUAUGUAGGUCAAGUUCAAAUAUGGGUCAUGCCGGAUCAAAAACUAGGUCACCAGGUUACUUAGUGCAUUUCAUACAUUUAGCAUGGUGUCCGCUCUCUAAUUGAAGUAGUUUUCAUCUGAUCUUCACCUCAUUUGGUCAGAAGUUGUGUCUAGAUGAUAUGUAGGUCAAGUUCGAAUAUGGGUCAUGCCGGUCAAAACGAGGUCACGAGGUCACAUGGUGCAUUUCAAGCAUUUAGCAUGGUGUCCGCUCUCUAAUUGAAGUAGUUUUCAUCUGAUCUUUACCAAAUUUAGUCAGAUGUUACAUCUAAAUGAUAUCACGGUCAAGUUCAAAUAUGGUUCAUGCCGGGUCAAUAACUAGGUCUCGAGGUCACUUAGUGCAUUUCAAGCAUUGAGCAUUAUGUCCAAAACCUUCGAACGGGCGUUUCUUGUGACAGUUUGGCACUCUUGUUAUAUUAAUAAUAGUAUUCAUGUUCAUGUUUAAAGUAGCAUGAAUAGUGUGUGAACUCAAUUCUUAUACCUGUGUAUGUGUAAAAACAAAAGAUGUGUUUGUCAGAAACACAAUGCCCCCUAUUGCGCCGCUUUAAAAUAAAAUUUUAAUAUAUCCUUUGGCAGGUUUAGAAAUUAUCUCCCUUUUAAAGCGUAUUACUUCCCUUGGAUUGUAUUUUUAUGAUCCCCACUAAAGUAGUGAGGGACGUAUUGUUUUUGCCCUGUCUGUUGGUUGGUCUGUUGGUGGUUGGUCUGUUGGUUGGUUGGUCUGUUGGUUGGUUGGUUUGAGCCAACUUUAACAUUUUGCAAUAACUUUUGCUACAUUUAAUAUAGCAACUUGAUAUUUGGCAUGCAUGUGUAUCUCAUGGAGCUGCACAUUUUGAUAGUGAAAGGUCAAGGUCAUCCUUCAAUGUUAGAGGUCCAAUAUAGUUGGCCAAAAUCGCUCAUUUUAUGAAUACUUUUGCAAUAUUGAAGAUAGCAACUUGAUAUUUGGCAUGAUGUGUAUCUCAUGGAGCUGCACAUUUUGAGUGGUGAAAGGUCAAGGUCAUCCUUCAAGGUCAGUGGUCAAAUAUAUGUGGCCCAAAUCGCUUAUUUUAUGAAUACUUUUGAAAUAUUGAAGAUAGCAACUUGAUAUUUGGCAUGCAUGUGUACCUCAUGGAGCUGCACAUUUUGAGUGGUGAAAGGUCAAGGUCAAGGUCAUUCUUCAAGGUCAAAUAUAUGGGUCAAAAUUGCUCAUGUAAUGUCACUUCUGCAAUAUUGAAGCUAGCAAUUUUAUAUUUGAAAUGCAUGUGUAUCUCAUGGAGCUGCACAUUUUGAGUGGUGAAGGGUCAAGGUCAUCCUUCAAGGUCAAACGUCAUAUAGGGGGACAUUGUGUUUCACAAACGCAUCUUGUUUUACUUUUGACAAUGAAGGAUGAUCUUGACCUUUCACCACUCAAAAUGUGCUGCUUUAUCAGAUACACAUGCAUGCCAAAUAUCAAGUUGCUAUCUUCAAUAUUGCAAAAGUUUUUGCAAAACUUUACUGUAAGGUUAAAGUUUUGGGACAGAAUGACAGACAGACAGACAGACAGGCCAAAAACAAUAUGCACCCGAUCAUUCGAUCCGGGGGCAUACAAAUAUGAAACACUAAAAAGUUACAAAUACUUCCAUCCAAUGUAAAGCAUUCACGAGACAGCAAAAUGAAAAUUAAUGUUAUUGAAUGAUCAUGUGCCUUAAAUGUUUUGUCUGAUUUAGAAAUAGGAUAUGGGGUUCCCACUUUAAAUACAUGUAUCUCCAUACCCUUUUUUAUCCGAUAUUAACACGGAUUAAGGUAUAUAGUGGUACAUAAUAUAUUAUUAUAUAUACAUACGUCAUUUAUUCAACGUCUUAUACAAUAAAAUAUAUAGCGACAAUAAUUGCGAGGUAUAUAAAAUUUCAAUUUCAGACGUGAUUGUGGUUUUCGAUUUAAGACCUUAUUGGGAUAUUUGAUUGCAUUACCUCCACUACACCCCCCUCAUAGUAAUUAAAGGUGCCCAGAACGCGGGGUUGUAUACAGACCCCGUUUUUUAUAUUGACCUCGUAAGUAUAGUCUGAAAACUACCGAGACCGCGUAUCUGGUACUAUGUAUUAGUAUAUAUAUAUAUAUUGGUCAUUGUCUGUUAUCGUUUUUAAGAGAUUUGUGUGUUGUUUAUGAAAUGUAUGAACUUAAACGUGUCAUUUCAAUGAAUUGAUUGAUUCUUGCCUGUUAUAAUUUUUUGUAGUCACGAUGCGUUAACUCCUAUUAUAAUAUAAACUGUGAAACGAUACUGUUGCAAAUAUAAAAAUCUUUUGGAGCCAAUAUAUCUACCGAAAUGGUACAUGUGUUAACACUCUGAAGGUAUCUUGCAACUUUACUUGUCAUCUUUUUCGUAAUAUAGAUAAAAUAUAUAUUAAUAUAUAUAUAUAUAGACAAUCACAUGUUUUGGUUUUACUACUUAACUUUUAAAUGCAAGAACAGUACAUUUUGCAUAAAGUUCAUAGUUCAUUUAGAAGUUACACAUUACUUUUGGUCUUCUUGUGAAAUCUUCUGUAAAAUUUGACUACCUAUCGUUCAUAGCAUGAGAUUGUGUUCGGUUUGAGUAAGUACUUCUAAGCAGUGACACAUCUUUGAGUGAGAUUUAAAAUCAUUUAGAUACGAUCAGAUGUUCGAAGACUUGUUUUGUAUAUAUAUAAAAUUGUGUUAAUAUGUACCGUUUAAGUAAGUAGUUUGCAAACAUAUGUAAUUAAAGCACCAUUUUCUGUAAUGUUUGUGUAUGAUUUCAUUGUUUUUUUUUAUGAAAGAUAGUCAUUGACAAUUUUCAUCGUGUAUUGUGUGAUUGGCAUUAUGUAAAUGAUUAAUUAUUACAUAUUGACUAGUUCAUCGAUUUGUUGGAGAACAAAAAUUCAAGUAAUAAGAGUAUGAUUUUUAUAUUAAUAAUAUUGUUCAUGUUCAUAAGUUACAUGAAUAGUGUUGGAAUUUAAUUCAUAUACCUUUGUAUGUAUACUUCCAUUCAAUGUAAAGCAUUCACUAGCAAGCAAAAAGAAAACUAAGGUUACUGAAGGUACAUUUGAAUUAAAUGUUUGUGUAUGCAUUUAAUUUGUUUCGAGACAAUAUAAACUGUCAACAAAUGUUGUUGCAAAUUUAACUAUCUUUUGGAGCCAAAAUCUACCAAAAUGGUACAUGUGUCAUAACUCGGAAGGUACCUCGCAACUUUUCUUGUCAUCUUUUUCAUUAUAUGGACGAUCACAUGUUUCACUACUUAACUUUAAAAUGCAAGAACAGUACAUUUUGCAUUUAGUUUAUAAUUCAUUCAUAAGUUAUGCAUUACUUUUGGUCUUCAUGUGAAUUUCAACUUAGUCUUGUCAGAAGUGUUAAAUACUAUUUGUUCAUGUUUUAAUCCUACUCUAAGUUUGCUAAAAGCGUAAAAUUCUGGACUAAUUAAGAAAUAACAAAAUCUGUGUUUGUCAGAAACACUAUGUCCCCUUCUGCGCCGCUUUAAAACUAUAUAUUUGACCAUUGACCUCGAAGGUUCAGCUUGACCUUUCACCACUCAAAAUAUGCAGCUCCGUGAUAUACACGUGCAUGCCAAAUAUGAAGUUGCUAUCUUCAAAAUUGCAAAAGUUAUGGCAAAAUAUUAAAGUUGGGGCAAACAAACACACAAACCAACCAACCAACAGACAGGGCAAAAACAAUAUGUCCCCCACUAUAGUGGUGGGGGACAUAAAAUUACCAUGUUCAUCUCCCACCCAUAUUGUUAACUUUCUUACAUGCAAUUGUUAAGCUCUCGCAGUACAUAUAUCCUUCUUUCGUACAGUUCAGUUCGUAAAGUUCAGCAUUACCGUAUUGAAAAAUUAUGGAAUAGGUCUUGUACAACUUCAGUUAUGUAUGUUGUUGUUUUUUGUAAAUGCUAUCAUAAAGAUGUUGUGCUUCGUUAAAAAAAAAGUGGUGAAUUUUUGCAUAAAGUUUCUCACUGGUUUUGAAAUUGUGUUUAUAUAUAAUAAAAAGUGAAUUUUAUCUAUUUGAUUGAAUUAACAGAUAAAUGAGGCUAAAUGAAUUUCUAAGAUGCUCAGUUCUGAUAAUGCAUAAUGUUGAUGCCUUUGUUUUACAAUUGAUGAGCCUUAUUUAAUACGCCUAUCUUACUCCAAAUUCUUUAUCCACUUCUGGAUUUUUCAGGUAGAACAAUUACUUAAUAUUUGAAACCGAAUGCAACACGAUUUAAAUAGAUUUUUAUGAUUUCAGUCUGUGAAGUUGUAAAUAUAAAAUAGGUUGACAUUCAUUUAAUGUCUUUGGCUAUGUAAUAAGACUGAUUUACUUCACGUAUUCUCCAAAUCACCUUGCAUAUGCUUUUGACAAGUUGUAUUUUCUACUGAGUCCUGUGGACUGUUAUUAAAAAUUUAGAUUUAGAUUUACUUUGGAAAUACUUAAAAAAAUUAUGCAUUUUUCACCUCUACGUUCUCAUAAAAAAGGGUUAGUUCUUCUUUUUAUCACACUAUUUGGGCAAUAUAUAUCUAUAUAUGUUUUUUUUUAUAAAUUCAGUUGUUCUCAGUCAAGGAAUGUAUACUGGUAUCACCAUGGAUGUUGUGCGUCUAUAUAUCUGUCUGUCUGUCCGUAGAAAAACUUGUCUCCUACUCUGUUAAAUGAAGUCAGAACAUUUAAAUCUGCAUGCAUUGUUCCAUUGUUCCUUGUGGUAUGAACUUGUGCAUGGGCACAUCUCUGUAACUACAACUUCCAGAUGUGUUAUAAUUGUUAUGUAACAUUGUAUGUCGGCCCUCAACUUAGUUUCAUCAAAUAAUAAAUCUUGAACAAUAAAGGGCCACGUUAAUGGGCUCAUAUGUUUGAUUUAGACUUACAUAGCACAAACAAAUUAUCUUAAUCCACAAGGCCCGAAGGUUAAAUAUGUUAUUAUAUAGAAUAUUAUUGUGGUGCUAUACAAACUGUGUUCAGGAAAAGCCCCUAGGGCCAACACUGGCCACAUAUAAAGGGUUUUCAUUUUUUAAAUAUCUACGGAGUAGUUUAUGAGUAUGACAAUUUUGUAUGCGACAUUUUGAACAUUGUAAUAACUUGUUAAAAAAAGGUUUAUAUUACUACACUGCCAUAUAACUCUUUACUUUUUGAUAAAUAAUCAAGAGCAAACAUUGUGCAUUUAUAGUGUCCCAUACCGAAAUGUUUUAUAGCUGUAUGCAUUUGAGGUUUGCUAAGUUGGUGUAUAUACAAGAAAUCGUUGUGAAUGUAAAUUUUGAUUUGAUGAUAUAUUUUAUCUUUAUGACCAAUACAUGACAAAUAAAUAAUUAAUUUACA
This is a messenger RNA of Dreissena polymorpha, 7655 nucleotides long. RefSeq lists its product as uncharacterized. Lineage: Eukaryota; Metazoa; Mollusca; Bivalvia; Myida; Dreissenidae. Gene Ontology annotation, cellular component: nuclear body. The transcript is spliced from 8 exons. The coding region runs from base 1 to 912 and encodes 303 amino acids. Gene Ontology annotation, molecular function: transcription termination site sequence-specific DNA binding; helicase activity. The record is from RefSeq and is a predicted model, not a curated record. Gene Ontology annotation, biological process: termination of RNA polymerase II transcription.